CAAGGCAGCACGGGCAAAGCUCCCGUUUUGACAUCACCGCGACUAUAACUAGGACGACCGCCCGUACGCGAUAGAACAAACAACCCAUCGCAGUCAUGGGGCUCUCAUCCAAAGACUCCCUGCAACUUAGGGAGGCGCUCCAGACAGCAGUGGUGAAGUGCUCCGAGAGAUGCCUCUAUCAGUCUGCAAAAUGGGCCGCAGAACUCCUCGAUGCCCUCCCAGAACCCGACCUUGACACAAUGUCAGACGUGCCACAGAGCCAUAUACAUACCGUCUUCUCACCCAACCCCGACCCCGUCGAGGCCGAGAGAGAGGCUCAGGAGCUCGGCCGGUACCUGCUCGCAAAGUCGUACUUUGACUGCAAGGAGUUCGACCGGUGCGCCGCCGUUUUCCUGCCCGAGCCCCUGCUGGCCAGCCUCUUGGGGACCAACCCGAAUGAGGUUGCAAACCCAAAGGGUAAGGGCAAAGCCAAGGCGACCGCUGUUGCCCUCUCGUCCGAAGACACCCUGCCCGAGAUUAGCCAGAAGAGCAUGUUCCUAGCAUUGUAUGCGAAAGUCAUUGCGGGAGAGAAGCAGAAGGACGAGGAGACCGAGAUGAUCAUGGGGCCCCAGGACUCCGGCUCCGUAGUCAAUAAGCAACUGGUGGUCGUCAGCCGCUUCCUGUCCAGGUGGUUUGCCCAACGGAAGGCCGACGGCGGCGACUAUCCCCCCAGCCAAGGCUUUCUCGAGUAUCUGUACGGCAUGGUCCUGGCGAAGGAGAAGAAUGACAACCUAGCGUUGGACUAUCUCAUGCAGAGCGUGCACUUGUUCCCCUGGAACUGGGGCGCCUGGCUAGAAAUUACAAACCUCGUCUCGAGAGUCGAGCAGCUGAACAAAAUCGCGCCUCACCUCCCGCAAAACAUCAUGUCUUUCAUCUUCCACGCCAACGCCGCGGUUAACCUCUACCAGCAGGGUCCGGAUCUUGCGUCUUCGCUGAAUGACCUCCUCGACAUCUUCCCAACCUCUUCCUUCCUCUUAACCUGUAAGGCAUUGCUAUGUUACCAUUCCAAGGAUUUGUUCGCCGCCGAACAGGAGUUCAACAAGGUGUUGGCCUUGCAUCCGCACCGGCUCGACUCGCUCGAUCACUACUCCAAUAUCUUAUACGUGCUGAACCGGCGGCCCAAGCUCGCCUUCCUGGCCCACCUCUGCUCCAACAUUGACAAGUUCCGCCCGGAAUCCUGCGUCGUGAUCGGCAACUACUAUUCGUUGCUCUCGCUCCACGAGAAGGCGGUUCAGUACUUUCGCCGGGCUCUUACGCUGGACCGCUCCUGUCUCUCGGCAUGGACGCUCAUGGGCCACGAGUUCGUCGAGCUUAAGAACACCCAUGCGGCCAUAGAGUCGUAUCGCCGAGCAGUCGACGUCAACCGGCGAGACUACCGCGCCUGGUACGGGCUCGGCCAGACCUACGAGGUGCUCGAGAUGCACGCGUACGCGCUCUGGUAUUACAAGAAGGCGGCGGGCCUCCGACCGUGGGACUCCAAGAUGUGGCAGGCCGUCGGCUCCUGCCUGCAAAAGAUGGGCCGGGACCGCGACGGAAUCAAGGCCCUCAAGCGCGCCCUGCUGGCCGAUAGCUACUAUGACACCACGGCCGCGAGCAGCUUCGGCAGCGCCGGCACCGUCGACCGCACAUCCCAGAUGGACCCGGAGGUGCUGCUGCAGAUCGCCAACAUGUACGACCGGCUCGGCGAGGAGGAAGAGGCGAAAGCGUACAUGGAGCUGUGCCUGGCCCAGGAGGAAGGAGCCGCGGGCGGCGUCGAAGGCAGCGCCGGCCCCUCGCUGGGCGAUUCGAUCGCCAUCCACAACGACUCGCCGGGCUCGGAUGCCGAAGCCGGUGACGGGCUCGAGGGCCGGGCCGGCCCCGACGGCGGAACGGGAGUGACCUUUGCGACCAGCAAGGCACGCAUGUGGCUGGCAAAGUAUGCGAUGCGCGCCGAAGACUACGAAACGGCCAACCGGCUCGCCAUGGAGCUGUGCCAGGACGGCGUCGAGGUCGAGGAGGCCAAGGCGCUCAUGCGCGAGGCCCGCUCGCGGAUGGAGCUCGCGGAGAUGGUGGAGCGCUAGAGGUCGCUGCCCUUGUCCGGUCUGCGCGUUCUGAACCAGCACGAGUGGCCCGAGUUCGCCGGAGAGCCGUCCACGGGCAAGCUAGCGAGGAGGUGGUGGUCCCGGCAAAGCAGCGGUC
This is a messenger RNA of Thermothelomyces thermophilus ATCC 42464, 2217 nucleotides long. RefSeq lists its product as uncharacterized. NCBI's taxonomy places the organism in Eukaryota, Fungi, Ascomycota, Sordariomycetes, Sordariales, Chaetomiaceae. The coding region runs from base 96 to 2099 and encodes 667 amino acids. The transcript has 3 exons. Gene Ontology annotation, molecular function: protein binding. Gene Ontology annotation, cellular component: anaphase-promoting complex. The record is from RefSeq and is a predicted model, not a curated record. Gene Ontology annotation, biological process: cell division.